ACCAGUUGCCUAAACACAUUUAGUAAAACUACUCCCCUUUUGCCACAACCACAAACACAAUUCACCUGUAGACACUGUUCACAAAACCCAUCCCCUUUUUCUCAAAACUCUAAACACAUUUUACCGUGCUAAAACACAUUUUGCAUAUAACUCUGCUCCAAUAUGCAUUGUGAAGCUCAUGUGAUGCAAAAUGCUACCCACAAUCAGCAAAACUUGAACACAAUGAACAUACCUGGUUUCAAUCAGUAAACACAACUACUCAUAAUUGAAAACACCUAUUGCAAAUGAUGUGACCACACCUAUAUAAGUCAGUGCAGUUAGCUGAAGGCUCACAAACAAAAAUGGAUGAUCAAGACAGAAGAAGAGGAGUUCGUGUCAGAGGAGGGAGAGGAGCAGGUCGAGGAGGGAGAGGAGCAGGUCGAGGAGGGAGAGGAGCAGGUCGAGGAGGGAGAGGAGCAGGCCGAGGAGUGGGCCAAAGAGGACAAGAAGCAGUCCAAAGAGGAGCAGGCCAAGGAGGGAGAGGAGAAGGAUGUGUGUCUGCCACCCUACUCUCCGUUCCUAAACCCAAUAGAGGAGUUCUUCUCAUCAUGGCGGUGGAAGGUCUAUGACCGCCAACCUUACACCAGAGAGAACCUUCUCAGGGCUAUGGACCUGGCCUGUGAUGAUGUGGCUGUGGAGGCGUUCCAAGGCUGGGUGUGGCAUGCCAGGGCAUUCUUCCCACGUUGUUUGGCUAUGGACAAUAUUGCCUGUGACGUUGAUGAGGUCCUGUGGCCCGACCCAGCCCGACGUGAUGACGCCCCAUGAUUUCGGUGUCAACAUACAACAUACUGUGUCAAUUUUCAAACGUACUGUAAUAAAAGAAAUC
Messenger RNA from Cololabis saira (Pacific saury), 865 nucleotides. RefSeq names its product coiled-coil domain-containing glutamate-rich protein 1-like. Gene Ontology annotation, molecular function: nucleic acid binding. NCBI's taxonomy places the organism in Eukaryota, Metazoa, Chordata, Actinopteri, Beloniformes, Belonidae. The coding region runs from base 346 to 804 and encodes 152 amino acids. The record is from RefSeq and is a predicted model, not a curated record. The transcript is spliced from 2 exons.